This is a messenger RNA of Adineta steineri, 696 nucleotides long. NCBI's taxonomy places the organism in Eukaryota, Metazoa, Rotifera, Eurotatoria, Adinetida, Adinetidae. The record is from the annotation of a GenBank genome assembly.
AUGUCGGAUUUUGAUGAUUCUCAAAUUAAUCUUUCAACAUCAAUUGAUAAUGAAGAAGUUGCAUUAUCAAAAUAUGAAGAUGAAUUAGAAAGAACAAUUCAAGAAAAUUUAACGAACGGACAAGAUUUACACACUCAAAAAUUAUUUCUUGCAUUUCAAACUGCAGCUACAAAUGUUACGAAAAUGUUUCGUGAACGCUCAAGUGGAACAAAUGCCUGGACUACAUUUCAUACCGCAGCUCAAUCUGUCACAAUGCUUUAUAAAGAAAGUCUUGAUACUUUAAAAGAUGCUAUUCAACUUGGUAUACUAAAUGGUGAACAACGUAAAACUAAACAACUAUUACGAUGGACACGUCGUAGACAACGUCGCCACAUACGCACUGACGAAAUAUAUGAUUAUUUAGUGGGUCGUCCACCAUAUCGUGUAUCUUAUACAUCAGAAAUUGAUCAUACAAAUAAUACUUCAUCUAAUCAACCACCAAUUGUUGAUGAUUUACACACAUUUCGACAAGCACUUGUUAUGGAUGAUAAUGACAAUAAAACUCAUGUUGAUAUAUCUUCCAAUCGUCAUUCCGAACAACUUGAAAGUUUUGUUCGACAACAAGUAGAUAAUCAAUUAGCACGUAAACGUGAUUAUCAUUCAGCAGAUUUAAUUACAAAUGACUCUCAAAAGUCUAAGCGUACUCGAUAUACAUAA